AUGCCGUUUACGAUGAAGAUCCAGCCGAUUGAUAUCGACUCACCUGCCGUAGCUAGACCGGAGCCAGGCAAACCGGUGCUCAAAUCUCGUCUCAAACGGUUGUUUGAUCGGCCGUUCACGAACGUAUUGAGGAGCGCAACCUCCGAGAAGCCGUUCGCCGCCGUCUUCCCCGGCGGGGAAGUUCAAUGCAACAGAGACGGAGCCGCCGUGACGGAGUUCGAGCCGAGUUCCGUUUGUUUAGCGAAGAUGGUUCAGAACUUCAUUGAGGAGAACAACGAGAAGCAAGCGAAAUGUGGACGCAACCGAUGCAAUUGCUUCAACGGAAACAACGACAGCUCCUCCGACGAUGAAUUAGAUCUGUUCGGAAACUCAACCGAUUCCUUCCUCGGCGGAUCUCCCUGCGACGCCUCUGAUCAUCUCAAGAGUUUGAUCCCGUGCGCGAGCGUCGCCGAGAGGAACUUAUUAGCCGACGCGGCGAGGAUUGUGGAUAAGAACAAAUCCGUCAAACGGAAAGACGAUAUGAGGAAGAUCGUCAACGAAGGACUCUUAUCUCUUAAUUACGAUUCAUCAAUCUGCAAAUCGAAAUGGGAGAAAUCUCCAUCAUUCCCAGCUGGUGAAUAUGAGUACAUAGAUGUGAUUAUCGGAGAAGAACGAUUGAUACUCGAUGUAGAUUUCCGAUCGGAGUUCGAUAUAGCGAGACAGACGAGCGGAUACAAGGCGUUGCUUCAAUCUCUACCGUUCAUCUUCGUCGGAAAAUCCGAUCGGUUGAGCCAGAUCAUCUCGUUGAUCUCGGAGGCGGCGAAACAGAGCUUGAAGAAGAAAGGAAUGCAUUUGCCUCCGUGGAGGAAAGCCGAGUACAUGCGAUCUAAAUGGCUCUCCUCUUACACCCGAGCCUCCGUCGUUGCAUCUGGAAACGCCGAGGAGCCGCCAGCUGCGGCGGCCGCGGCGGAGCCGGAGCUAGAUUGUGCAGAGCUUGAGCUGGUUUUUGAGGAGAAAUCUUUAUCUCCGGCUUUGGUUAAUUCUUCCUCCUCUCCUUUUCCGUCUGUUGUCGACGGUGAUGAUGACGUGGCGGUGGAGAGAGAAGUGAAGGCGGUAACCGGAUUAGCUUCACUCUUCAAGGAGAAGCCGUAA
Molecule: messenger RNA, 1131 nt
Organism: Microthlaspi erraticum
Lineage: Eukaryota; Viridiplantae; Streptophyta; Magnoliopsida; Brassicales; Brassicaceae
Source: the annotation of a GenBank genome assembly